CAGUUCUUUUGCAGAUAUAGGGGAGCUCCUCCACUCACCCGGGCACUUCUCUUGCGAUUUUUCCUCCUUGGGCUGUUGGGGUAAUCUCCAAAAUAACUGCUCUUAUUUCUCAGUCAAUGCAGCAAGGACAAUACUACGGUCCAAUGUGUGAUUGUGCGGAAUUUGGCACAGAUCUUAUUUCUCACAGGUAUCAAGUUUAGCUUGCGAACUCUUUCCUCAGCUAUGGCGAAUCUGAUUCCAAUUUGUACUUUUUGUGCUUGCAGUCAUCUUCAGGUUGGUUGACCUACACCUAUCGCUUGAAUCCAAUGAUGAAAAUAUUAAAACAAAAAUAUUCUCAAUAUAUAAAUUGGCCUCAGGCUCAUUGCCCAUUGUGCCCAGUAUAUAAUAUUGUGGCAGUUUUAUUAGUAAUGCGUGUAGUUUCCUUGCAGUAGAUAGGACAAAGAAUCCCAAUUGGCAUAGAGCCUUUAUUUUCACAGCUAAUCCCUUCUGUAUACAAAUAUCCACAACAACAGACGUACACUAGUGUAUGUACUUUGGAGUAUAACCCUGUCAAUGCCUGAGGAUUACUGCUAGUCGUAGCUUUUUAUAAACUGCAUGUGAUCUCCCUCCCUACAAGGGUUUCUGCUAAUGCGUGGGGUGUUAACCUAAUCAUUUUAAAUGAUGCUUACCUCUUACAGGAUGAAGAAGCUAGACUCGAGGAUAUUGAAGCAGUCAAGCUAAAUCUGCUGGCACCAUCGUAGCAGAGGGGGUUGCGCUGAUCGUGACCCUCUACAAAUUUAAACUGCAGUUUCUUAUACUGAACAGUGAAAUUUUUCUUUAGACUGCAACUAUCAAGGAGUAGCCGGAAGAAAUGACGGUCGUGUUUCUCGGGACCUUGUGCCUAACAUUGCAGUGCAUGAUAUUCUCGCUCAUUGCUGAAAGAUAUCCAGAGGCUUGGAAGUUGAGGUCGGGGAUUGAGAUUGCCGCUGUUGUAUGCAUGGCAAUAGUCGGGAACGUCGUCACGGCCUAUGUCGAUACAUGGUGCUUGCGUAAGAGGGACCCAAUCUAUGUGGCCAUGUUCAGGCCCUUGGGGAUUGCCAUUGUUGUGGUCAUGACGGUCAUUUUCCUAGGGACACUCUUCACCCUGGAAGUGAUCGUAGCUGGGUUUUAUGCCCUGAUGCGGGGACAAGUCAAAGAAAAUUGUGCUCUUCGGGACAAGUCAAAUAUUCCUUAGUGCGGGAUCUUCGACUGAAAGAAUUCCUCUUCUGAAAGACAUCGCCAAUGGUGCGGUUUGAGGAAAAUUUACGAGGAACUGAACUGAAGGGAAGAGACCAAAAAAAAAAAAAAGGAAAAAAAAGCAGGGGUUUUGGCAUUUCGUAUGCUUCUGUGAUACCCAAAGGAUACCGGAUUCUUAGCUUUGCUUGAAGUAUACAGUCAUCAGAAGAGAAGCCAAGAUUCAAAAGAAACAUAAGCAAUCUCAUGACGGGACAUAAGAGAGAAAUACAGCUGUCCAUGCCAUGGACGGCUUCAUGAACCGUUGAUUGUUGUUAGAUUAACAACUUGGGGUGUCCUCACAUUAAUCCAACAUUCACAUGGCCGAGGCCAAAAAAAGAAAAAAAAAUCGCAUGGCCCUCAUGAACCAUCCACGUAAUGAACGAUAGAAUUUUCCGACAUAAGAAAAUGCUUUCGUACUGCUUAAGAUUUUGCUCCAGUCUCGAUUAGGUGCUCACAUGGAAUGAGUAUUAUUUAGGUGAGAACUGUACUUAAAAGAGUGUUUCUGGUGAACAGCACAAUGUGUUGGCAAUUAGUGAUUAAAUCUGUUCAACAAAGAUCUGUCUGGUCUUUGACCCGCAGAGCUUGC
Messenger RNA from Punica granatum (pomegranate), 1840 nucleotides. The record is from RefSeq and is a predicted model, not a curated record. Lineage: Eukaryota; Viridiplantae; Streptophyta; Magnoliopsida; Myrtales; Lythraceae.